ACGGAAAUAGAUUUUGGUUUGACUUCUCUGGGACACCGUAGUAGGUGCCGGGUGACAGAGAGUACGGUGGCCGGGAAGGCUUAGUGGAGAAGCGUGAGAGUUAUGGCUGCUCGGGUUGGGAAGCGAGGUGGAGGGGGAGAUGAGGAGCAGCCUCCACUGUAUGCCGUGCUCAUAGCAGACAGCUUCAAUAGGAGGUUUUAUCCGAUCACCAAGGACCGGCCACGGGCUCUUUUACCACUGGCAAAUGUGGCUUUAAUAGAUUAUACCCUGGAAUUUCUUACUGCCACUGGGGUUAAAGAAACAUUUGUUUUUUGCUGCUGGAUGGCAAAUGAGAUAAAAGAACAUCUGAGGAAUUCCAAAUGGUGUCGACCUACCCACUCCAAUGUGGUGCAUGUAGUGACCUCUGAACUUUACCGCUCACUUGGGGAUGUCCUCAGAGAUGUGGAUGCUAAAUCUUUAGUUCGAUCAGACUUUAUCUUGGUCACUGGGGAUGUAGUUUCUAAUAUAAACAUUGAAGCAGCUUUGGAGGAGCACAGGACACGUCGGAAAUUGGAGAAAAAUAUUUCAGUAAUGACCAUGAUCCUGAAAGAGUCCUCGCCUGGUCACCGCACAAGGUGUCUGGAGGAUGAUGUUGUCAUUGCUAUGGAUGGCAAAACGAAACGUGUUCUACUUUACCAAAAAAGCCAGGACUUGAAGCGAUAUCACUUUCCAACAAGUAUCUUCCAGACCAAAACUGAUGAAAUAGAGCUGCGACAUGAUUUGUUGGACUGCCACAUAAGUAUUUGUUCUCCUCAGGUAGCAGAGCUAUUUACAGACAACUUUGACUACCAAACAAGGGAUGACUUUGUUCGCGGUAUCCUUAUUAAUGAAGAGAUCCUGGGAAAUCAAAUCCACCUUCACGUGACUCAGGAAGAGUAUGGUGCUCGUGUCUCCAACCUGUCCAUGUAUGAAGCUGUAACGUCGGAUAUUCUGUGUCGCUGGCUGCACCCUAUAACUCCUGAAAUGAACUUCACUGACCAAGACCCACAUAAUUAUACUCACUCCCGUCACAAUAUUUACAGAGGGGCAGAGGUCAGUCGUGGCCAUGGCAGCAUUCUGCGUGAGAAUGUUUUGAUCGGCAGUAGUACUACAAUUGGGGCAAUGUGUAACAUCAGCAAUGCCAGCAUUGGAAGAAAUUGCAGAAUCGGUGAUAGAGUCAUUCUUGAAAAUGUGUGCAUUUGGGAUGAUGUUCACAUUGAAGACGAUGUCACAGUGAAAAAAUCUAUUAUUUGCAAUAAUGUUGUUGUGAAGAAAGGCGUGCAGAUUAAUCCACAAUGUGUUCUGACUUCAAAGGUAAUUGUUGGCCCUGAUAUAAAUCUGCCACAGAACACUGUUAUUUCACUACAUCAUCCAGAUGAGGAUGAAGAAGAUGAUGAUGAAUUUAGCGACGAUUCAUCCAGUGGUAAAGAAAAGGACAAGUUAAAAGUCAAAGUUUACAACAAGGAGGAGGUUGGAUUGAAAGGAGAAGGCUAUGUAUGGAAAUUUUCAGACAUGCAAGAUGACAAAGAGGAGGAGGAGGAGGAGCAACAAGAGCAACAAGAGGAGGCAUUGCAGAGGAGUAUGUGGGGCCUUACCAUUACCAAUGAAGAGGACAGUGAUAGCGAAAGUGGAAAGAGCACAACUUCAGAGCAAAUAGACAGUCGGCCAACCUCCCCUCUUCUUGAUGAUAUUAAAGUUUUUCAGAAUGAGGUUUUGGGAACACUACAGAGGGGCGUAGAGGAAAACAUCUCAUGUGAAAAUCUUGUCCUAGAAAUCAACUCUCUCAAACAUGCCUACAACAUCUCUCUUGUGGAAGUCAUGCAAGUUUUAUGCAAGGUGGUAUUGGAGUUCCCUUUGCAGCAGUUGAAUGGAGUGCUUGAUGUCAAUCCUUACUGCAGUACUCUGCUACCUCUCCUGAAGAGAUGGACUCCACUUUUCAAGAACUAUCUAAAGCGCGCUUCAGAUCACUUGUGCUGUCUUAUAGCUAUGGAAGAAUUCUUCCUGGACCACGAGUCUCUUUGGGCAGCAAUUGCAAAGGUUCUAAUGGGAUUUUACCAGCAGGAUGUACUAGCAGAAGAGAUGAUUCUUCGUUGGUUUUCACAAACGGACAUAACAGAUAAGGGACGACAACUGCGUAAAAAGCAAGCGCUGCAGAAGUUUAUACAGUGGUUGGAAGAAGCUGAGGAGGAAUCGUCAGAUGAUGAGUGAUGAGGACAGUUUUAUUGCCCGACUACAGAAUCCUAUGCCAGAUGAUACCUGUGGAUCUUCUGCUUCAGUUCCAGCACACAAGCCUAUGUUCCCAGGGUGGCUUUAUUGACUUUCUGUUCAGAUUUUAAAAGGCAUUAAAAGAAUUACCUAUUUUUGGUGCCAUAAAAUAUUUACUUUGCCCUCCCCAGAUGUGUACAUCAUCUUGUGGUUAUUUGGCAAAUGCAAGCCACCAAAUUUCCAAUGUAAAUAUUCAUGGAUGGGAAAUAUAGGAAGUGGUAUGUAAAAUAUUGUACUUUUAUUUGUACUGAUGCGAUGGGCAUUGUUGGUUUUAAAACAUUUUUCUACAAACAACAUUUAUUACAUACCAUAUAUUUCCCACUUAUGUAGCAGGAUGUUUAAUAAAGGUGGUCAGUUGCCUUUAACAAUUAAUAAAUGACCAAGGAUCCAUGGCAAUCUGCCCAUAGUUUGCUACAUGACCAUAUAUGCUAUUGCCCACAUAGAAGACUGAAAAGCUUGCAUGUUUGAGUGCAAAUAUUUAUUUCAGGGAACAAAUAAAGUAUAUCUGGAUUUUG
This is a messenger RNA of Rana temporaria (common frog), 2798 nucleotides long. RefSeq names its product eukaryotic translation initiation factor 2B subunit epsilon (gene EIF2B5). The transcript has 16 exons. Lineage: Eukaryota; Metazoa; Chordata; Amphibia; Anura; Ranidae. The record is from RefSeq and is a predicted model, not a curated record. Gene Ontology annotation, cellular component: eukaryotic translation initiation factor 2B complex. Gene Ontology annotation, molecular function: translation initiation factor binding; translation initiation factor activity; guanyl-nucleotide exchange factor activity. Bases 103 to 2226 code for a protein of 707 amino acids. Gene Ontology annotation, biological process: biosynthetic process.